UAGCAGAUGAACUCGAGAAAUGGAGAUAUGACAGAGUAAUAACGACUUAUUACAUGUACACGAUUAAGUUAUUACAAACGUAAAGUGAUGGAGGACGGAAACAGGACUGAUGCUGCUUCCACAUCCAAGAGCCACGCAGGCUCACUCCACCUGCAGACUCCAAAAAACGAGGAUGCUUAUGAAAUUGCCAUCCCCUAUGAGGAGAGCAACUUUGAGCAGCAAGGCUUUUUCAACCAGAGUGAUCAGAAUUUUGAUGAUUCACCCCCAUCAGCUGGCCCGUCUCCAGUCAACAACUCAUACAUGGUGAUCACCAACCUGCGGACCCAGCUACAGAUCUCUCUGGAGAAAAACUCUUGGCUGCAGAAAAGAAUUGAGGACCUGGAAGAGGAGAGGGACUUCCUCCGAUGCCAGCUCGACCGCUUCAUCUUUUCCACAAAGAGCCAGGGACAGGAGCAGAGUCAGAGCCAGUAUAGUAACGGUUAUGAGUCCAGACGCUUCAACUGGAGGGCAAGAAGAGAGGAAGAUCGUUCUGCUGAGCAACAGAAGUCAGAUGCACAGCAUUUCCCGUCACGUCAGUUUAUCCAGCGAAGGCCUGGUCCUCCAACUAUGGUGCCUUCCAAAAACCAUGUGUCCAGUCCACUAACCAAUCAGCUUGCCUCUAUGAAUGCUUUGUUCAACUCUACACAAUCCCAGGCCCUAUUGCAAGGCCAUAGUCAUAGUACUCCCAGUACCACAGCCAGCGGCAGCAGUGGCAACAGCAACAGUGCUACAAGGUCAUCCAUGAAUGAAAUGAGUGGACAUGCCAACAUAGGUCCAGAUUCCCUUUCACUCCUGGGAGAAUCUGACGACUACUUGGAGCAGGACGGCUACCUUGAGGAGGAAGAAAUGAUAUCAGGGGAAGAUGUAAUGUCAGACACCAUUAACAGCAAUAGACACCAGUUAAAGAGAAGGCGAGUCUUCCGAGUCCCUAGAGAGCGGCAGAGAGUAAAAGAUGCUGCUGGAGUGCUGUUUCGCUACAAGAAAAUCCUGCUUACAUACCAGCGUCUGAAAAAUAUGUCCAAAGCCUUCCAAAUCCAUGGUGUGGACCGCAACACAGUGGCUUCCACCACACCCAUUGCUGAAUUGCUGCUAGUUGCCCCAGAGAAGGUGGCGGAGGUGGGUGAGUUUGACCCAUCCAAAGAGAAGCUGCUGGACUACGCCCGGCGCUGCUACACUGCCCUCGAUGAGGAGACACUCAGCAGGGUGCAGGCGCUAAAGAAGAAUAACCUGCUCUUGCCCAUCUCCUACAGGUUCAGACACUGAGGGGAGAAAGAGCAAGGGAUAGGAAGUGUCUCUAGAAAACAGAUGGAGUUGGUGGUUGAUAGAGGAAAGGAGAGGAGAAGCAACUGGGUUCUGCUGCAGCAGGCCAGCUCACCUCCGAGGAACAGAGAUCUCCAGAGGGAAGAGGAAUUAUUUUACCAACUCAGCAUCGUGGAUAUGACCAUGUAGGCUGCAGCUGAGAUCUUUACUUUUCAGACAAACAAACUUUUCACGUCUCACUUUUAUUAUAAAUACUGAACAGGUGUAUCUCGUUUCUUUGACAAAUCCUCACCAUUGUUCCAGUGAUUUUGAGGAUGUGGGAGUGCCUGCUGCAGCCCGAAAGGGAAAGAAACAUGGUUUUUAUUUCUCAAAGAUCAAAAUAGCAUGUCUGUGUGAUUCAGACUUUGUGAACAAGAAUGUGUCUUCACUGUUAUAGAGGAGAUUGCUUUUCUGCGCUACAUAAAUGAGUGCAACCAACAUUGCUCUUACACAUUUCAGCGUUUAGGUUUGCAGAGACACACAGACAUUUUCUUUACUGUAGAACUGAAUCAGUUUGAGGCCUGGAGUUCAUAAACUGAUUGUCUAGAUCAUUUCAGCUCUUGGCAGCCUAAGUGAUUUAUAAGCAAAGCAGUUUUUUAUCACUUUACUUGUGUGCAAUUUUGACACAGUCCUAAAAACAUGGUAAUCACAGUGUCUGUGUAUGUUAAAAUGAUGCUGCACUCCAUAGAUUUUGCCAUAGUUUUAAGACUUUGUCACCAAUUCUUUAUCUUUAUAUUGCUCAAUGUGUCUUUUUUCUGUCAUUUUUUGGCAUUUCCAUUAUUUUAUCAAUCUUUUUCACUUGCCUUAAUGCAAUUUUUGUGAUUUCCUUGCGUUAGAGAUGUCUUCAACUGUUCUGUGUCACUUUCACUAUCUGAACACCCACUACAUUAGAAUCUGGGAGUUUUUUGAGUUCUCAUUUUCUUUCCAUUUCUCCAGUCUUAAAAUAGGUGUGAUCUUUAACUGACUAUAGUAAAGACUAGUCUGAGACAAAUGCAUUUUUGAAAGUACCACACUUCUGGCAACAGGAGCCACUAAAUUGUAUUUAAGAGUCAAAAACAGACACAAAUGUUGGUGAUAUUGUAUGUGUUUGCGUCUUAAUAAUAAGGCCACCUGUUGGUCUUGGGCUCAGUUUUAACAACAGUACUGCUGCAUUACUCUGUUGUUCCACUAGACAUUGUACCAACCUGUUUUGUAAUUAUCUGCACUAAAUACACUAAAUGUCACUUCUUAUGCUUCUGGUACUGAGGCUCUUGAAAUGCUUUUGUGACAGUAAAACCUUUUUGUAAAAUACGGUACAGAGAAUUUACACUUAUUAUUACUAAAAUGACUAUUUGUGUAACUUUUGGUUCCUUGCAGAAAAAUUGUGGAUAUUAAUCAUACAAACAGUUUUAUUGUGUGAGUAACAGCUAAAGCAGCUAGCUUGUGCACACAGAGGAUCUAUUAUUGCUUCCCAGUGUCUCACCAAAAGUGCAUGUGAAAAGAGCUCUUUGAUGAUCCAUAGCUUAUAGAGGUCUUGUCAAAAUUCAUAAUUUUCAAAGUGGCAGACAAGUUGAUUAUAUUGUAUGAUAAUGUGUGGUGUUUACGCCAGUACAGUGAAAUGAUAAGAUCUCAUAUAUCAAAACAGAUGAGGUUACAAUGGAAUAAAAUCACUUCAAUUUUCAUACCUUAAUAGACAAUUUUCCUAAAAGUAAACAGACGGGUACUCCAAUUUGUAUGUAAGGUGCAGUGCAACUGCUAAACAGACCUUGCAAAAUCAUACCAGGGUGCAGUGUUUUAAAAAAUAAUCUGUUUGUCUCAUUUUUAUGUCUCAUUUAUAUGUAUAUUGAGGGAAAUGUGUAUCUCACUACAUGCCAAUUAUAGUGAAACCCAAAUGUCAUGAAUGCAUUUGAUUUCUUACAAAAAUGGAGAUUUAUUAAUCUGUAAAAUCCAAUAUCACCACUCACUGAAAACAAAUGUGUAUGAUUCACAGACAGUACUGUUA
Messenger RNA from Seriola dumerili (greater amberjack), 3319 nucleotides. RefSeq names its product coiled-coil domain-containing protein 106-like. Gene Ontology annotation, cellular component: nucleoplasm. The transcript has 8 exons. NCBI's taxonomy places the organism in Eukaryota, Metazoa, Chordata, Actinopteri, Carangiformes, Carangidae. The record is from RefSeq and is a predicted model, not a curated record. Bases 88 to 1302 code for a protein of 404 amino acids.